Messenger RNA from Diaporthe amygdali, 1686 nucleotides. RefSeq lists its product as uncharacterized. Gene Ontology annotation, molecular function: hydrolase activity, hydrolyzing O-glycosyl compounds. Gene Ontology annotation, biological process: carbohydrate metabolic process. The transcript is spliced from 5 exons. The coding region runs from base 1 to 1686 and encodes 561 amino acids. The record is from RefSeq and is a predicted model, not a curated record. Lineage: Eukaryota; Fungi; Ascomycota; Sordariomycetes; Diaporthales; Diaporthaceae.
AUGCUUGCUUCUGCGGACAUAGCACCACAUCCCAGUCCAAGUCAGACCAGUGCCGGAUGCCUUGGGGGAUUCCUGGCGCUGUCAGCUCAGCCAACUUUGAUGCGCUCUGCCAGGCAGUCAGAUUAUCGAGGCCAGGGCGUGGGGAACUGGUCGUCCAACGACAUCAGCGGCCGCUUGACCGAGGUCGACAGUUGGGAGCUACUGCUCUUGGGAAUCCAUGAUUGGAGAGAGCUGGGAGCGGAUUUUAGCAACCAACAACACAUCACUCAGAGCCACGAGACUAGCAGAUUCCUGCCACGCGACUCUGCGAGGCAAUUUAGCCCUGCAGUCUUUGCGGACUUGUGCCGAGCGACAAAGGGACAUCCUCUUGCACUUGACAGCAAGCCGGCUUCCUUGGAUGCCGGCCCACCGCCAGACCUUCUUCCACUCCUACAAGCAGGCUACGGCCCUACCCUCGUGCUCAAGGUCGUCUUAUUGGCCGCAUUGGCCUUGUUGUUGAUGGCAGUCGCACCGGGACACGCGCAGAUCGGGCCAAGUACGCUUGGGAACGUUGGUCCAGUGGACUGGGGCGAUGCCAUCACUACCACCUCCUGCAGGCUGACUGACAAGAGUCGGAUCGGCAAUGGAGGAGGACUGCCUGCCCAAACCUUCCGUGGCCUCGCAGCCUUGGGCCUCCUGGCCUCACUGCUGCAACAUGUCUCUGCUUCUCCCAUCUCGCCCAAGGGCAGUUUCCACGACAAGAGAGCCAUAACUGCAGCUUUUAACGGGGAGACUUAUGACUUCCCUGACCCUUCAUUGGAACAAGCAUGGCCAUCUGAUGGCGGAAAGUGGUAUGCAUUUGCCACUAAUGGUAACGGCUACAACAUUCAAGUGGCCGUGGCGGACACACCAGAUGGGCCAUGGACUGUUCUCGACCAUGAUGCUCUGCCGAACAGUGGCUCCUGGACUACGGGAUCGAACAACUGGGCACCCGAUGUCAAACGGAUGCCCCCCGAGGAAGAUCAUAAGUAUAUCAUGACCUACUCGGGUGCACUGGCGAGCAACCAGCCUUUCCAUUGUGUUGGUGUCGCCACGUCAAACAAAAUUGAGGGUCCCUACACGCCGCAGGGUGGUCCUGCAAUUUGUCCCGACAUCGCAAGUACUGGAGGUGCUAUCGACUCUUCGUCGUUCUACGACCAAUGGAACAACAAGCGUUAUAUCGUCUACAAAGAGGACGGUAACAGCGUCGGCAAUGGCGGUGACUGUAACAACGGGGUCGCCCCCAUCCACACCACGCCCAUUAUGCUCCAAGAAAUGAACGUGAAUGACUGGACGACCCCUGUCGGAGGGCCGGUCCAAAUCCUGGACCGGAUCGAUGACGACGGCCCGCUAGUUGAGGCUCCGCAGAUCAUCGGCACCCCUGACGGGACUUACGUCCUAUUUUAUUCCAGCCACUGCUUCACGGACCCGAAGUAUGACGUGAAGUACGCCACGUCCAGCAGCAUCGCCGGCCCGUACCAGCGAAAAGGCCAGCUCCUGGCAUCCGGCGCCUACGGCCUCCAGUCCCCCGGCGGAGCCACGGCUACGCCGCAGGGGAACACCCUGCUCUUCCAUGCCAACUGUCCGGCUCCCAACCCUAACUCGCUGCGAUGCUUGCACACGAUCGAUAUGAGUAUUUCUGGCGGCGUCGUUACCUUGAAUGGUUGA